AACCCCAUUCCCCAAGCCCUCUGUCCGUCUCCUCUGGUAGGCUCCACAAUGGUACAGGCAGCCUCCCGCUGCACAAUGGUUUCCAGGCAGUGAGAGGGUGAUUCAGCAAGCCGCUCUCUCUUCUCUUAAGCCUCCUCGUCUCCGUUUAUUUUUAUGGGGGUGGGUGGUGCUUCUUAUAUGCUUACCCUUUUUUUUUCUAUUUUCAUUUUUACAUAUUUCCCUUUUCUUCCUCACUCCUCAAUUCCUAGGGGCUUGAGUGAGCUAAAGAUUGGGUCUUCUUGGAAAUCACCUGUCUGUUAUUAUUUUUAAACAAUCUCUGCACCUCCAAAGACUCUCCUCCUUAUUCCGGUUUGGAAUGUGGCUAAUGAAAGCCCAGUAGGGAGGAUUUCUGGGGCAAACAGGCGGACCAGGAUCCUGGUUCUCAGGCACGGAAUGGCUAUUGUGAGAGCGCCACCAGCAGGACCAUCGCAGAUCUUGGUUAUGGCUGCUCACGCAAGAGGCUGUUGAUGUAGACCCCCUUUCCCGUAGAUGAGAAAUCACACGAGCAGUGGUAUUUAUGAGCCUCCAUUUCUUAUACUACUGCAGUGAACCAACCUUGGAUGUGAAAAUUGCCUUUUGUCAGGGAUUCGACAAACACGUGGAUGUGUCUUCUGUUGCCAAACAUUACAACAUGAGCAAAAGCAAGGUAGAUAACCAGUUCUACAGUGUGGAAGUGGGAGACUCAACCUUCACAGUUCUAAAGCGCUACCAGAACCUGAAGCCGAUCGGCUCUGGGGCUCAGGGAAUAGUUUGUGCUGCGUAUGACGCUGUCCUCGACAGAAAUGUGGCCAUUAAGAAGCUCAGCAGACCCUUCCAGAACCAAACUCAUGCCAAGAGGGCUUACCGGGAGCUGGUCCUCAUGAAGUGUGUGAACCAUAAAAACAUUAUUAGCUUAUUAAAUGUCUUUACACCCCAGAAAACACUGGAGGAGUUCCAAGAUGUUUACUUAGUGAUGGAACUGAUGGACGCCAACUUGUGUCAGGUGAUUCAGAUGGAGCUGGACCACGAGCGGAUGUCGUACUUGCUGUACCAGAUGCUGUGCGGCAUCAAACACCUCCACUCCGCUGGGAUCAUCCACAGGGACUUAAAACCCAGUAACAUCGUAGUCAAGUCUGAUUGCACACUGAAAAUCCUGGACUUUGGACUGGCCAGGACAGCGGGCACAAGCUUCAUGAUGACUCCGUAUGUGGUGACGAGAUAUUACAGAGCCCCCGAGGUCAUCCUGGGCAUGGGCUACAAGGAGAACGUGGACAUAUGGUCUGUGGGCUGCAUCAUGGGAGAAAUGGUUCGUCACAAAAUCCUCUUUCCCGGAAGGGACUAUAUUGACCAGUGGAACAAAGUCAUAGAGCAGCUAGGAACUCCGUGUCCAGAAUUCAUGAAGAAAUUGCAGCCCACCGUCAGAAACUACGUGGAGAACCGGCCCAAGUAUGCAGGCCUCACCUUCCCCAAGCUCUUUCCAGAUUCCCUCUUCCCAGCGGAUUCCGAGCACAAUAAACUUAAAGCCAGCCAAGCCAGGGACUUGUUGUCAAAGAUGUUAGUGAUUGACCCAGCGAAGAGGAUAUCGGUGGAUGACGCAUUGCAGCAUCCGUACAUCAACGUUUGGUACGACCCUGCUGAAGUGGAGGCGCCUCCGCCUCAGAUAUAUGACAAGCAACUGGAUGAAAGGGAGCACACCAUCGAAGAAUGGAAAGAACUCAUCUACAAGGAAGUAAUGAACUCAGAAGAGAAGACUAAGAACGGCGUAGUCAAAGGCCAGCCCUCACCUUCAGCACAGGUGCAGCAGUGAACAGCAGUGAGAGUCUCCCUCCAUCCUCGUCUGUCAACGACAUCUCCUCCAUGUCCACCGACCAGACCCUCGCAUCCGACACUGACAGCAGCCUGGAAGCCUCGGCGGGACCGCUGGGUUGUUGCAGGUGACUAGCCGCCUGCCUGCGAAACCCAGCGUUCUUCAGGAGAUGACGCCAUGAUAGAACACAGCGCACAUGCACACACACAGAGCUUGUACACACACACACACACACACACACACGCACGCACGCACACACACACACACGAACGCACGCAAGCACGCACGCACAAAUGCACUCACGCAAUGUCAAGAAAAAAAAAGUAGCGAGAGAGAGCGAGAGAGCCAACGUAAAACUAAGUUAAAUCUUUCUGCGUGCUUCUCCAGAGUUCUGUAUCGCAGCUGAGCUGAAAUGUAUACUUAACUUCUAGUCGCGCUCGCGCGCUCGCGCGCUCGCUUUGGUCUCCCUCCGGCAGUGCUUACUACACAAGACAAACCAGACACAAUUAGAGAAGCCUUUCCCUAAAGUGUAACUUAAGUGGCUGCAGAACCAGCAACCUGUAACCGCCCUUCAAAUGGCAUGAGGAGGUGGGCACCGGCCCCGCCCAGCAUGUGUGUGUCUCUAUCUCGCGUCUACCUGCUCCUUUCGGCCUAGUCAGAUGGGUGUAGAUACAGACCCGCAUGUGUCUGUAUUCAAACGGCACCUAGAGAUGCUCCUGUCAGUGUCCUCAAGGCUCCACCAAGACGCGCACCGGGCUACCACAUGGUCCCUGUCAUGUGACCUAUUACUCUGACAUAAAUCCAUCUGUAAUAUAUUGCCAGUAUAUAAGCCGUUUAGUUUGUCAAUUGAUUAAGCUGUAUGUCUUAUAAGAGACUAUGUAAAGGGGGAAUAUGGAGGAGUGAACUCUCAGACCCUUGAAGAUGUAGCUUCUGGAUUUGAACCGAUUAAAUGGCACCUGUAUACCGAUUUGUAGAAAGGACAUAUGUGAUACUUACAUCCAGUGUGGGGGAGGGAGGGAGGGAGCGAUAGCUCUCGGGCGCUUAGGAGUUGGCCUUUAGGUAGGAGCUGUCAGUCAAGUCAAGGGCGCUUUCUCUGGAAGUCACUAGGUGGCGGGGAGCAUAUUGCUACAGUGUAGACUGAACAGAAGGGAAAUCACUGCCCAGGUGCUGGGGGAUACCACAUCCGUGCUCCAAACACUGGACACUGUUGUUUAUUUUUUAAAUUACCUGUCAAAAGAGAAAGUUGCUGGAGAAAAGGGGAAGGCAGCCAGGCAAGAUCAUUGUGCCCACAGCCGGUGGUAAAAGCCCUUUCCUGAAACACAGCGGCGUGACCAUCGUUCGAUCUCCUUCAGAGAAGAUAUCCCUACCUGGGCCAAUGUGAGAUGGUGGGGUAUGUUUGCCAUGUGUGAGCUGCUUCCCAGAGUCAUCUCCUACUGAUGAUGCUUCAUUUCCUGUUCUGGAAUAGGGUGGAAUAAAUCAAAAGUAAAAUUCCCCAAAGCACAGGGCGAUCUUCAGGAUAGCAUCCACAAGCAUUCUUCAUGGACUCUGUUGUCCCUCAGAGGGCUUUUCCAGGUCCCUGGAUGUGACUGAUGUCUCACCCUUACUGAUGUAUUUUCAUAGAUGUGUGUAAUCUGAGAAGGGCUGAUAGUCUGACUUUUGUAUUGCCAUCGGUACACGAGAGCAAUAACGCCGUGCCAACGUGGCUCCUCACCAGCUACCAUUAGGAACGGCACAACGGCUUUGUCUUAAAGCCAUGAGACAUUUGUAUGUUUGGUGAAGUCAUCUGAAUUCAGCUCAGAUCCCCGAGAGAUCCUAUCUGAGCACUCAGAGAGGCACUGGGAGCCAUUUUGGUUAUAUACAAGGCAAUGCCAGGAUGGCUUCUGAGCAAUCACUGGCCAGGCCUGGCUUCCCUUCUUCCUCCCUUGGGUGAAACACACAUCACAGUUAUUUGCACUCUGGCCACUUUGGUGCUCACCCCUGUGGUGGUAUUUCACCUGAAGAAGAAGUGGGACGUGUGAGCAGAUGGAGGCGACGGGCCUGGCGAACGGAAAACCCUCAAUCACGGAAACGAACAGCAAUGCCGGGAGCUCUGCACACUGCCUUAAAUACAACAGCAUGGGAGCUCUUCUCUCUCCAAGCAAUAGUCAGUCAGAAGCCCCGCCCUCCAACUCCCACCGUGGCCACCACCACAUCUCCCCCAUUCCUGCCACCAUACCCACACACACCCCUAAACACAUGCAGACACACGCACACACACACACACACACACACACACACACACACACUCACACACACCACACAGACUGCUGUGUGGCCGUUCCUGGGGGUUGCUUCCCACCCCGUGGUUCAUUGCAAACCAUGGUACUGAAAAGGGAGAGGAGAGAAGUGUGGGGCGGGAGCUGGCUAUCUUCAGAUCUUAGAGAGUGCAGUUCAUCCCCUGGAUAAAGGCGUCCGUCUCUUGUGCUAUUCCUGGGUCUUUUGGUUCAAGCCGCAGACAAAGAGAUCUUUAUAAAUGCAGGUUCGUUCUCACGACUUCUCUCCCUGGCCCAUUUAUCUUAUUUUCUUUUCUCGUAACUUACCUGUGUCCUAUUCUCUUCUUUCUCUGUCGUUUGCUUUUAUGUCUGUGAUCUCUGCACUCCUCCACCCUGUAUCACACCAGGUUAAUGCCCAGACAACUGCUUGAAAGGAACAAGUGUCAAGGGGAAUUCCUUAAUAAUCAAGAUGGCAACAGAUGGGCAGGGCUCUCAGCAGAAUGGCAGGUGUGCUUAACCAUCAGGCUCCUUCUGAGGAGUGCUGACCAUUUUUCCUGGGAAGAGGAAAGCAGGCAACACAAAUCCCCUCCUUCAGGUUAGCUUGUCUCCUGGUGUCUGGCACUGUCCGUGGACAGAGAUUUCCCCCAUGCACAAGAAUCCCUUAGGGUUUCAAUAGUACAUUCAUGGAGAGGUGAACGUUUAGCUUCUGGAUCUCAUGAAGGAUUGGUUUUAGCUGAGCAAAAAAGGAUAGAUGGAAGAGGAACAAUGAAGAAAGUUAAUGUCAGGUCAAUGUCAAAACAUUCCCUUCCAGAGCCCCCAUUCUCGCUUUAAGGGAUGGUUAGGCUCUGAGAGAGUCCACAGUAUACCCUAUGCCCUCCAGUGGGUCUUGUUAGAAAAAAGAACCCAGUAUUUAUUUUAUAGAACAUCUGUUACUCACAAGGGUGUUCUUCCUUUUGGGGCAGAGAACUGUUCUGUCACCUGGACUGUGUUUGUGGAAGAUUCGAAGGGGCCCCACGUGUUCAUUUUGCAACAGAAAGUUGGCAUUGUUAGGACUUAGAAAUCUGUCCCUUCGAUGGGCGACCUUGGUCCUCAAUAUGUCCCAUGGUGUUCUGCAGAAAGGACGAGGGUAUACCCUUGAAUAGGAUGAUUUAAACUGUUACCACGUUAACUAUUUCUUUGCUGGCUGAGGGUGUGUUUGGUGGGCCAGCUCAUUAUUUUUCCCCAAUGGGAUGCAUUGGUCUUACAGCACAAUCAUUUCUUGUUCAAUAAAGAUGUUAACUGAUUCUCUUCAGCAUCCAACAUUAGAGCUUCAUAGGUCUUCAUCCCACAGCUGGACCGGGACGGGGCCAAGUCUUAGCAGUUGGAGGAAACAUACUCAUUUGAUGGCUCCGGGGUAACAUGGCUGCUUCUCCCAAUCAGUUAUCACUCUCAGACAAGGAUCUCCUGUGAUCCAUUAGGGGAGGGAUUAACAUCUCAUUUUGCAGCUCUUAAGUAUUUACUGCCAAGGCCGGGUUAUACAAAACUUAUUUCUGUCUCAUUUUCUUAGGAAAUAAGAACGUACCUCAGAGAGGCAUUGCGUUCUGUAAAGAAUUUUGUUAAUUGACUUUGCUGGAAAAGGGAACAUGAUUGAGAGAGGGGGGGGGAGAGGCAGAGAAGUCUUGGUGGGGGGAAGGGGUUCGAUCCCAGCUCCUUUGGCUCUGAAGAGAAAUCCCUCUCACCACUCCAACACUCCUGCCCUCACGGACAUACACACAUGUUAACUCCAACACCUUCCACACAUAUCCUUAGAUGUGGCAUUAACUAAGCAAACUAAAAAUGUGUAAUGUAAAUAACCAAAUCAGUUAUUUUCCUUUGCAAUUAAAAUAUAAGUGGUAUCUCUUUGGGCAGCCAGGGAGAUCUUUAAUUGUUAGUUCGCUUUGGUCAGUCAAAGCGAAGUGGAAGGAUUUUUUUUGUUUGUUUACAUGUGAACUGUUUAUUUUAUUCUUGAUCGCGUGGGACCGACGGCCAGUAUAUCCCAGUAGAGACAAAUUUCCCAGUUCUUAUUUGUCACAAGUAGUCACGUUGCCACAUUCAUCUUGCAACGAUGUCUACCUGGCAUCUGCCUGCUAUUCUGCAUGACUGGACCCCCAAAACCAUCACUGGUGAAGAGAAUUAUCCCUAUGUCCAUGUUUAUGAGAUAUGCCUACAGCACACAGAUACACACACAUGUUCACAUACGCCCAUAGAGUUCUUUAUCAACCUGGAAGCCAAAACCAUGUGUUGCCCAGCGACGUUGCAGAGUCUCAGAGGUGAGAUGGGCUGUCAGUGGCCUGAUAGAUUUGUUGUGGUCUCAAUGCUGUCUGAUACGAACCGAACCAAACUCCUUCAACCCAUUUCUGUGUUCUUUCUCGCAUCCUUUUCCAUUUUUCCCCCUCUUAUUUUAAAUAUGUCUGUGGAAAAGAGCAUGAAUUGGAGAACCUUGAUUUCUUGAGACUCUUCCCAGGUGGAACCAAGUCCGUGUGUUGUAAUUUGUAUGUCUUAUGAAUCAUUAAAGCAGAAGGAAAUACGCUUCCCUUCUCUUAAAACCAAA
Rattus norvegicus (Norway rat) is the source of this 6646-nucleotide messenger RNA. RefSeq names its product mitogen activated protein kinase 10 (gene Mapk10). The record is from RefSeq and is a predicted model, not a curated record. Gene Ontology annotation, cellular component: membrane; mitochondrion; cytoplasm. Gene Ontology annotation, molecular function: protein kinase activity; MAP kinase activity; JUN kinase activity. NCBI's taxonomy places the organism in Eukaryota, Metazoa, Chordata, Mammalia, Rodentia, Muridae.